Penicillium subrubescens is the source of this 1884-nucleotide messenger RNA. RefSeq names its product IQ calmodulin-binding motif protein. Gene Ontology annotation, molecular function: catalytic activity. The record is from RefSeq and is a predicted model, not a curated record. NCBI's taxonomy places the organism in Eukaryota, Fungi, Ascomycota, Eurotiomycetes, Eurotiales, Aspergillaceae. The transcript is spliced from 6 exons. Bases 1 to 1884 code for a protein of 627 amino acids.
AUGAUCACGGACAGGGUCUAUAAUUGGUGCAAACAGUCGGAUACUGUCACUUCUGAACUGGCAAAAGAUCCAUCACAAUGCCCGUGGAAAAUUUUCAAAGAUCUUUAUGAGACCCACGAUCAUACUCCCCAUCCCAAAAGAUCCGUCGACUGUGUAAGCGCAUCAUCGGAUGAAUUGUCGUCUACACAGGAAAAAGAUCAAUUACAGAAAGCGCUUUCUUGCGGAAACUGGGGAUCAUCAGUGCCUAGCGAAUUAUUCCUGCAGGUUUACCAUGGCGCAAUUGGCUCCUUGGAAAAGGGUCCAUCCUCUGGAGUUGUUUCGCCUCCUUUACUAGGAAGCACUGGUGUUGUCCCCUUGACUAUAGUUGCGCCUUUACCAGAUCUUUGUCGACAUCUUGCAAAUUGUAUCGCGCGAGCCAAACAUGAAGUCUUCCUCGGCACAAACUUUUGGGUUCAUUCGGACGCGUCGACCCUGGUUACCAAUGCUAUCCGAGAAUUGUCCAAGAGAGCUGGACAGCGUGGUGAGAAAAUUGUUAUGAAGAUGGUCUAUGAUAGGGGCAAUCCAAGACAGGCAUGGGAAAACCGACUGAGAGUCCCAGAAGAUCAAUAUUCGGUGGGGAAAGUCCGAUUACCUGCCGCGGAGGAGAUCCCCCACGUUGAUCUACAAGUUAUCAACUUUCACCGACCGAUCUUUGGCACAUUUCAUGCCAAGUUUUCCGUCAUUGACCGACGCAUAGCUCUAUUACAGAGCAGCAAUAUCCAAGACAAUGAUAAUUUGGAAAUGCUCUCUCAUAUCGAAGGACCAAUCGUUGAUUCGUUCUACGACGCAGCUCUCUUGUCAUGGGGAAAGCCUCUGGAUCCUCCUUUGCCGCUUCUGAACUCUCCUGCUAUACAUGCUCCAAUCCCCUGCCAUGAAGCUAGAAGUCCUGACCUGUCCUUGGCCAAUGGAACUGAAAUUUUUCCAGAACACUCAACAAGUUCGUCAUACUAUGAUGUGAGCCUGGCGCAGGAGGCAAAACGUGUGAAUAGUGGUGUUUAUCUCAGGGGUGAAGAAUCACCGACACAAGCGGUCACUCGCUAUUUGAAUACUACAAUCCAGCCUGAUACAACCGGGGAUGCACCAAAAAGCGACCAAGAGGACAGAAUGACACCCUACACAGUAUUGCCCAGCCAUGACCCAGUGCCCAUGGCUUUGGUAAACAGAGAACCAUAUGGAGCUCCAAACCACAAUAGCAUCGAUACUCCCCAGAACGGUGCCUGGUUAUCCGCAAUUAAUCAUGCGCAAAAAUCUAUCUUCAUUCAAACACCCAACAUGAAUGCCGAGCCGUUGCUCGAGCCCCUUCUGAAUGCUGUCCGCCGCGGCAUCAUUGUCACAUGCUAUUUGUGCUUGGGCUAUAAUGACGCAGGAGAGCUAUUGCCUUUCCAGAAUGGUACAAAUGAAAUGAUCGCGAACAGGUUAUACAAUUCUCUUAAUUCUGAAAAGGAAAAAGAGCGACUCCGCAUAUUCUACUAUGUUGGCAAAGACCAAACAAGACCGAUUCAUAACUCGUUCAAAAAGCGAAGCUGCCACAUUAAGUUGAUGAUAGUUGACGAGCAGAUUGCUAUACAAGGAAAUGGAAACCUCGAUACACAGUCUUUCUUUCACAGUCAAGAGAUCAAUGUUUUGAUUGACUCGGCCUUGAUUUGCAAGGAAUGGCUUGGAAUCCUUGACCGAAACCAGAAUACUGCCAAGUACGGUGCUACCAGCAUCGAGGAUGGCUGCUGGCAUGACCCUGAUACGGGUGAAAUUCCACCAGGGUCUAUUGGUACUGAUCCUGGAAGGCUCAGCUGGGCACGUGGCGUUAUUGGUGCGGUAAAGAGGGUAAGAGGAGUCGGAGGUUUUUAA